Messenger RNA from Leishmania mexicana MHOM/GT/2001/U1103, 2913 nucleotides. RefSeq lists its product as hypothetical. Bases 1 to 2913 code for a protein of 970 amino acids. The record is from RefSeq and is a predicted model, not a curated record. NCBI's taxonomy places the organism in Eukaryota, Euglenozoa, Kinetoplastea, Trypanosomatida, Trypanosomatidae. Gene Ontology annotation, molecular function: protein binding. The transcript has a single exon.
AUGGUAGAGUAUGGGAAGUGGCUUGGGAUGGAGCUUCCCGACGACAUGCCCCUUUUAUGGAUAGCACGCGAGGGUCUCAAGGCGCCACUUCCGGACCACUGGAAGGCGUGCAAGAGCGAAAAGGGCGAGUUGUACUACUUCAACUUCAAGACCGGGCAGAGCAUUUGGGAUCACCCCUCCGAUGAGCACUACCGUGAGCUUCUCAAAGCGGAGAAGGCAAAGUUGCACGCAAAAGAAAAUGGGAAAGGCGACAAGGAAGUUAUUCCUGCUGCCUCGUCCAAGGCUCAGGUCGCGCAUAGCGGUAAGGCUGCAAAGAAGAGGCGCUCAAAGGCCAGCGACGCAGAGGCACAUGAGGCAAAACCCAAGGCCCAAGAGGCAGCUGGGAAGGCCAACAGCGUCAAGGAUCUGGACCCCAUACAGGAGAAGAAGGAACUACCCGAAUCUCUGAAGAUCAACACGAUGCUGAAUGAUGGAGGAGGGGAGGACAAGGGAAAUAUUGCAACAAGACGCAUGGACUCCACCGAGCAUCAAUCUACCGCUUCCCGUAGCGGCUCCUCUCUUGUAUCUGAUGCCGAAAAAGCACCCAAGGUCGAUGAGCCCGAUGCCAUUCCCCUUCCGUCAAAGGUAGUGGCUGGUGGCGGUGUGAAUGGAUUGAGGGCUCUAGACAAGCUUGGGACAUCGUCGCCAGGGAAAGUGGGGACUUCUAGCUCGAAAAAUCAUAAAGCGAAGGUGGAUCAGCAGGUGAGCAAGGACCUAGAGGAAUAUAGAGCUCAGCAACAGAGCAACCUCAAGCGUCAGAAGGAGGAAAUCGAUGCAGACGUAGCAGAAGACCUCAGACGCUAUCAAGAGAGUGCAAACGCCAAAAAGCACAAGCGGCGAGCUGCGAUCGAGAAGGAGACGGCAGAUGCGCUGAAUAUCGAGUCGGCGAAGCUUGGCGCGGAGCUAGAGAGCAAGCUCGCCGCGCUGCGGCAGGAUUACGAGACGAAGCUCACCGCUGAAAGCGAGCGCCUGCGCAACAAGUUGAAAGCGCACCUCGAGCAUGAUAAGCGAAAAGUCGAGGCGGAAGUUGCGCAGAUGUUAGAAAGCUUUACACGCGAAAAGCGACAGGAGUCGGAGAUCAAAAAAGAGGCUCAAUCUCAGGCGUUCCAGGAAGCUACGAAAAGCAUGACUGAUGUGAAGCAGUUCUCGUCAGCCUUUCUGCACGAGUAUGAGACUGCGGUCGCCGCCUUUGCGAAGGAUAUCCAAGAGUCGCACAAUGUCUUCGAGCAGAUUGGGGUUCGAAGGCAGAAGCAGAUGCAGGAGGAAAUGGAUGCAAAGCUGGUACAGAUGCGCGAGGAGCAUGACCGGAAAGUUCAGCAAGAGCAAGAUUGUGCGAGCAAGCGCCUCGAGACGCUGCGGAAAGACAUGGAGCGCGAAGCAGAGGAGCUCAAACAAACUCAAAAGCAGCAACUUCAAAGGAUGCACGACGAGUUCAAGGAGCAGCGCAGUGCCCAUCAAAAAGAGCAGCUUUCGCAAGAGCACGAGCGCUUUAUGGAGACGCUGGCGGAAAUCAGGGCUUCCCAAGCAAAGGAGCUCGAGGCCCUGAAGCAGCAGCUGAAGGAGAAGGCUCAAGAAGAGUUGAAUGCUAUUAUGCAGGAGCUCAUGAAGGAAAAGGAGUCGCGACGGAGCAGCCUGAGCGUCGUGCGAUUUGCUGAAUCGCACGAGCCGACUCCUCGGAUGUUGGAAAGCCGAUCUGUGAGUGCUACAGAUGACGAAGGUGACGUAGGAAAGGGAAAGGCGCCUCCUCCACAUCUUGACAGAAAGCUACUGACACGUACCUCAGUCGAGGAGAGCGCUGCUGGGGUUGCCCCUGUUGCGUCUCCGCAGCCGGACAUCAAGGCUCUUGUCACAGAAGCACUUCGUGAGGUGUUUGCCGGAUCGCCCUUCAUCCUUCCAUCUCCGCAAACGGGAGAGUUUCGGACGGCUCCAGGAACGCCCGCCGCUACAGUUUCCGGAUCCAUCACCCCGUCAAGGAGCGGGCAAGACUUCCGCUCCUCGAACCCGACGGCAAACGUGAUGCCGCCUGCCCUGAGUGGCAACCCAGCCAAGACAUCUGGGGGGUUUAAGCUACCCCUUUCUUUCGAGGAGCAGCGCAGUCUAGUGGAGGGAGAAAGGAGUCGCCUGCAGGAAGGCCGCAAAUACGUAGAGCUGCAACAGCAGAACCUCGAAGAGCGGAAGCAGCAGCUGAGGCGCACGCGACACCAGUGGAAGCAAGAUGUUCUUGCCGCCAAACGGGAAGGCGUUCGCUCAUCUUCGAAUCGUGGGCAGCUUCUUAACAAGGUUCGCCUUACACUGGAAGAGCAAGCGCAGGGCUUGGAGCAUGACAUGAUGAUCCUCCGCGACUCUCAGGUAUGGCUCUUGUCGAAAGAGCAGCGCCUGAUUACUUUGGAGAAGCAGAUUGAGGAGCAGGAGCGGCUAAGGAGUCGUAACGGCGGCGAGGCUUCAGCGCUGAACAACUGCAGCGUCGACACUGCGGCGCUCAUGACUGGCUUCUUCAAACCUCCGCGGAACAGCAUCGCGACCCACGAUACAGCUUUCCACCGCGAUGUAAUGGGGUAUAAUACUCUUGGGAGCGGCAGCAACCUUCCCAUGGACAAUUAUGGAGCGAGCCCGAUUCUCUCAAAGGCACUCAGUCGCAUCGAACGGCGCUUGGACGAGGUCACAUCUAUUAUUCACAUGCAGCACCAGCAGACCGCUUCGCAAGCUAUGACUCCGUCUCAUGGGCACGGCAGCAGCCGCCGGCACAGCACCGUGUCGCCAGUUGUCCGUGAGCCUGUGCCGGGAUAUGUGCGUCGCCUAUCGCGCAGUCACUCAAAGUCUGAUCCCCUGCGGCGCGACACGCACCUGGAUCAGUGGCAAGCCCCUGGGAUAUGA